Molecule: messenger RNA, 1362 nt
Organism: Cylicocyclus nassatus
Lineage: Eukaryota; Metazoa; Nematoda; Chromadorea; Rhabditida; Strongylidae
Source: the annotation of a GenBank genome assembly
AUGACAGUAAGCGUUGUCAUAAUACUGCUGGUCGUAAGGACAUGCUGGAGUCACCGAAGGAAUGGCGAAAAUCGCAAGGAAACCACCGAGUUUAUUCAUCCUCAAUUGCAUUCUCAAGAUCUGGGAAUGGGAUCGUCAAAUAAUUGCCUGCAAGAUAAGACCGACAGCGAGCCACUUUUAGAGGAGACCGAUCCUGUUCUUUCAUCUCUACAAUGGGGUGAACAGAUAGCUGUUGGGCAUUUCGCAGUUAUUCAUCAUGCUACGUCAUGCGUUGGUGAAGUAGCAGUAAAAGUUUACCAAUCAGAUGAAGGCUUGCUGUCAAACGAACAAGAGAUCCUUUCAUUACUGGAACCGACUAAACAUCCAAACAUCAUCCGUUUGAUUCCGACCAUCACUCAAAGUAACUACAUUAUCAUGGAGCUGUGUUCAAAGUCACUGCAUUCAUUGUUAGAGGAGCGCUCCAUUACCAUGACGGAGCUGUUCGAUUGUGCAAUCUCAGUCAAUGACGGAUUGGCUUUUCUUCAUUCACAUAACAAUGCCGGAGUAACAAAAUCUGUGGUAGCUCAUCGAGAUCUCAAUCCUUACAAUAUACUAGUGAAAGAUCAGUCUUGCCCUCGUUUACAACUAUGCAUUGCGGAUUUUGGACUAUCUGUAGUUUUUCACGGAGGACGCAUGGGAAAGGAUGCAGCCGAGCUGACCGAGCGUGGUACCGCCCGUUACAUGGCGGGCGAGUUGAUCGAAGGAUCGCUGAAUUUGCUAGAUCCUAUGACGUCACUUUUGCAGACAGACGUCUAUUCCAGUGCUUUAGUACUUUGGGAGCUACUCUGGCGAUGUAAGGAUAUUUGGCCAACAGAGGAGCCUCCUUCCUAUCGGAUUGCUUACGACAAUCUGGUACCAAGAAACCCUCGUGUGCAGGAUAUGUACCCAGUUGUUGUUAGGGAUCGUCGUCGUCCUGAUACGCCUCCAAGCGUCCAUAAGCACAGGAUCUCCGGUUUGAGCGAACUAUGGUCGUGCAUCACCGACAUGUGGGAGCAUGAACCUGAAGGACGCACGACGGCUGCAUGUACAGCUGACCGUUUGCGACGCUUACGGAAAACUAUGAAUCCUCAUGGAGUUUUGUAGACAAACUGGGAGAAGCCAUUUUGCUGCACGCCCUUUCAUCGCGGAUCAGUCCGAAGAGGGGAGAGAGAAGAUGAGGUAGCCACUCCCUCUACUCAGAAAAGAACGUCGUAUCUACUUUCUUUCCUCUCACAAAAUUGUGUGCGAAAGUAGCAGAAUGCACACAAAUCGAAAAGGCCCAGCAUGGCUCUGUUGUUGUGUAUAUAUAGGCAAAACCACCAUAAGCCGGAACAAAAAACGGGG